This is a messenger RNA of Paramecium octaurelia, 3159 nucleotides long. Lineage: Eukaryota; Ciliophora; Oligohymenophorea; Peniculida; Parameciidae. The record is from the annotation of a GenBank genome assembly.
AUGAAUUGCAUUUAUCAUCAUCUAAAUCCAAUAUCAUCGAUAUGUAUAGCUCCUCACAAAUGUUAAUGUUAAAGGAAACUGUGCACUGAAUGCCUUAAUGAGCAUGGAAUUGAAAUAAAAUAUGCCAUUCCUAUUAAUACAUUUCAAGAAAUUCUUACUAAGAAAUUAAAGGAAUGCACGCUUGAAGAAGCAUCUGGAAUAACAGAAUAUAAUUUUAAAUUGUUACUGUCUCAAGCAGAAAGUAUGAUGAAGAAAAUGUAGGAAAAAUUAUCUUAAUUAAUAAAAUAAACUUACGAUUUGAUUUAAUAGAAAAAUAAAUCGGAAUCAAAUCUUUUCAACCGAAAUACUAAUAUAGCUGAAUCAACCUGUUCUGAUUUGGAACAAAUAAUCUCAAUUUUAGAAGGGGAAAAAAUAAAUGAUUGGGUAGAAGAGAAAAAUUCUCAACUGAAUAAAUUGCACGAAAAUUAGAUGUGGUGGGAAUAUGAAUUUAAGUCUUUUCAGGAAAAGUUGAAAUAAGAGAUAAUGAUUUGUAUUCAACCAAUUUAUGAUAUAAUGUAUGUUUAUGAGAGAAAGGAAGAUUUAUAUUAGGUAUUGAAUUCGAUAAAAAAUAUUGAUAAUUCAUUCUUCAAUGAGAUAUUGAAAAAGUUGAGGAAAGACAAAGUGAUAGAUUGUCUUGAAUAUCUUAAAAAUAAGUGGGAUAAGCAAUAACCCAAGUAUAAAUUUAUGAAUGACAUUCUCAAAAAUAUUAUGGAAAUAGACCUUAAUAAGAAGAACUAUUCCAGGUAAGAUUUUGAAUAACAAAGAAAGGAUUUGAUUGAAUAAAUAUCUAAAGAUAAAAAAUAGCACAUUACUGAAUUUUUGAAAUUCCUUGUUCAUAUGACAGCUAUAGAUUAAAAAUAUAUCUAAUGUGGAUCCAAUUCCUUUAAUUUAUUAGUUGAAAUGAAGGCUGAUUUGAGGGAAUAAAUCUUUGAAAAUAUAAGGAUUAGAGAUACUUCAUUAGUUGGCGGAAAUUUCGCUAGAUGUAAUUUUAAUGGAUCAGAAUUUGAUAAUGUUGACAUAAGUGGAAUAAACUUGAGUGGCGCUCUGUUGUCCAAUUGUAAAUGGAAAAAUAUCAAAAUACAUGAGUUAAAUAAAUUAGUUGGUCAUAUUGAAACAGUUACAUCAGUCUGCUUCUCCCCUGAUGGUACUACAUUAGCAUCUGGUAGUAAAGAUUGCUUCAUCCGUUUAUGGGAUGUUAAGACAGGAUAAUAAAAAGCCAAAUUAGAUAGUAACUAAAUGGCGGUUUAUUCAGUCAAUUUCUCUCCUGAUGGUACUACAUUAGCAUCUGGUAAUUAAGAAUAUUCUGUCUGUUUAUGGAAAGUUAAGACAGGAUAGUAAAUAGCCAAAUUAAAUGGUCAUACUUGUUCAGUUCGAUCAGUCGUUUUUUCUCCUGAUGGUACUAUAUUAGCAUCUGGUUCUGAAGAUGGAUUAAUUCUUUUAUGGGAUGUAAUGACAAAAUAAUAGCAAGCUAAAUUAGAUUGCUCACAAGCCAAAUUGGAUGGCUUUUCAUGUGGAUUUUCAUCUGUUUGCUUUUCUCAUGAUGGUAUAACAUUAGCAUCAGGUAGUUUUGAUAGCUCUAUCAGUUUAUGGGAUGUUAAGACAGGAAAGUAAAUAGCAAAAUUAAAUGGUCAUGCUGGAUAAGUUUAUUCAGUCGUUUUUUCUCCUGAUGGGGCUACAUUAGCAUCUGGUAGUUAUGAUAAAUCUAUCCGAUUAUGGGAUGUUAAGACAGGGUAAUAAACAGCCAAAUUACGCAGUUAUUCAGAUUCAGUUCUAUCGCUCUGUUUCUCUCCUGAUGGAAAUACAUUAGCAUCUGGUAGUUAUGAUAACUCUAUCCAAUUAUGGGAUGUUAAGUCAGGAUAGUAAAAGGUGAAAUUGGAUGGUCACACUAGCCGAGUUCAUUCAGUCUGUUUCUCUCCAGAUGGGACUACAUUAGCAUCUAGUAGCUAAGAUGGCUCUAUCCGUUUAUGGGAUUUUAAGGUAGGAGAAUAAAAGCCCAAAUUGGAUGGCCAUUCAGGUGGAAUUUUAUCAAUCUCUCUCUCUCCUGAUGGUACUACAUUAGCAUCUUGUAGUUAUGAUAGGUCUAUUCGUUUAUGGGAAAUUAUGACAGGACAAUAAAAAGCUAAAUUAAUUGGUCACAAUGGUCAUGUUUAUUCAGUAUGCUACUCUCCUGAUGGUACUUUAUUAGCAUCUGGUAGCGAAGAUCAGUCUAUCCGUUUAUGGGAUAUUAACAAAGGCUAAUAAAAAUUCAAAUUAUAAUGUUAUUUAGCUUAAGUUAUUUCAUUCUCUUUCUCUCCUAAUGGUUCUAGAUUAGUAUCUUGCAGUGAUUAUAGGUCUAUCAAUUUAUGGGAUGUUAAUACAGGAUAAUUAAAAGAUAAAAUUAGCUUUGGUAUGAUGGGUUCAGUUUAUUCUCUCUGUUUCUCACCUGAUUCUACAAUAUUAGCAAUUGGUAGUAAUGAUGGUAUCAUUUUGAUAGAUACUUAGAGAAGAAAAUAAAAAUCUAAAUUUAUAAAGCAUUCAAAUAGUAUUCUAUCGAUUUGUUUCUCUCCUGAUGGUGCUACAUUAGCGUCUGGUAGUUAGGAUAAAUCUAUCUAUUUAUGGGAUUUUAAGUCAAGAUAAUAAAAAGCCAAAUUAGAUGGUCAUUCAAGUAAAAUUCUCUCAGUUUAAUUCUCCCCUGAUGGUACUAAAUUAGCAUCUGGUAGUGAAGAUAGCUCUAUCCAUUUAUGGGAUGUUAGGACAGGAUAAUAAAAAGCUAAAUUAGAUGGCCAUUCAAGUGGAAUUACAUCAGUUUGUUUCUCUCCUGAUGGUAAUUCAUUAGCAUCUGGUAGUUUUGAUAAAUCUAUCCGCUUAUGGGAUGUUAAAGAAAUUCUAAUUCAAGAUAAUUUUUCUAAAGACCUUCUCAUUAAACUCCUUUCAAAGUUACAAAAUGGUAUUUAAUGUUAUAACUCUUUAGAUCGAACUAUACUCCGAAUAUGUUAAAAUCCUUUAUUGGAAGUAGAAGGAGCCUAAAUCUUCAAUGCGGAAUUUAUAAAUUAUGGAGGGAUAGAUUUGCAAUAUUUGUUCAAAUCCAAAGGAAGCUGCAUUUUAGAAAGCAAAUUUGAAGUGCAAAAAAACUUAAAUUGA